Messenger RNA from Esox lucius (northern pike), 4940 nucleotides. RefSeq names its product jade family PHD finger 1 (gene jade1). The transcript is spliced from 11 exons. Lineage: Eukaryota; Metazoa; Chordata; Actinopteri; Esociformes; Esocidae. Gene Ontology annotation, biological process: regulation of transcription by RNA polymerase II. Bases 554 to 4588 code for a protein of 1344 amino acids. Gene Ontology annotation, cellular component: histone acetyltransferase complex. The record is from RefSeq and is a predicted model, not a curated record.
CAGAUAAGUAGGUAGUCAGUUAGCUUAGCUAGGAGCUACAGUGUUUACUGUAUGAGUGCGAACUAGCGAUAUAGGUUACUGAACCUAGUUAUUUACAGUACGUCAGGCAGGGUCUUAUAGUGAUAACGUUUCAUCCUCUUGACUGCUCGUAUAGCUAGCUAGUAAGCCACUUAGGUCUUUAUUGCACGUUUUUGUCGCAGGUCAGACAAACACGGUUGUGCUUGCUCGGUCAACAUGAGAUAUAAUAUAUCUGCCAAUACGUUUGUUGUGUUUCAAGGUUGUUAACGUUGGUUGUUAACGUAGUUUGGACCGUAAGGUGGUUUAUUGUAGCUAGCUGAAUCAUGCUCAGUUCAAAUGUUGCCGUGAGGUCAUUGUGACGUAGACAAUUACUUUAUCGCUUGAUGGGAAAGUAGAACACAUUCGGUUUCGCUGGUCACUACUAGCCAGAAGGCUUACUAAUAAAUGAGUGACUAGCACUUCAUUGAGAUGUUUUAGUUGAGGGCAGCGGUGGAGGUGACAAUCUUAUAACUCUCCAACCUCACCAAGACCGACCAUGAAGAGAAGCCGGCAUCCAAGCAGCAGUGAAGACUCAGAUCAUGGAAGUAACUCCACUUCCUGGUCCCAACAUUCUCAACCCAGGAGAGCCAAUGGGAAGAAGCCCUCAGAGGUGUUCCGGACAGAUUUCAUCACAGCCAUGAAGCUACAUGACACAUACCAGUUGAAUCCAGAGGACUACUGUGUCCUGGUGGACCCCUGGAGACAGGAGUGGGAAAAGGGUGUCCAGGUCCCUGUCAGCCCAGACACCAUCCCUCAGCCAGUGGCCCGAAUCAUGGCUGAGAAGGGGACAGAGGUCAUGUUCUCUAGGCCCAAGAAGUUGAUUCGUUCUGGGGGUUCUGAGUCGCUGGGUUAUGUGGCCAUCCAGACGCUGGCUGAGGGGACAUGUCGCUACGACCUCAACGAGACUGACGUGGCCUGGCUGGAACUCGUCAACCACCAGUUCACUCAGAUGGGCAUGGAUCUGCUCAAUGAGGCCACCAUGGAGAGAGUGAUGGAGGAGUUUGAGCGCCGUUGCUACGACGGAAUGAGCCACGCCAUGGCAACAGAGGAGGGGCUUGGCAUCGAGUACGACGAAGACGUCGUGUGUGACGUCUGUCGGUCACCUGACAGCGAGGACAACAACGAGAUGGUUUUCUGUGACAAGUGCAACAUUUGUGUUCACCAGGCGUGCUAUGGGAUCCUGAAGGUGCCGGAGGGGAGCUGGCUGUGUCGACCCUGUGCUCUCGGCAUCACGCCCAAAUGCCAUCUUUGCCCCAAGAAGGGCGGGGCUAUGAAGCCCACCCGGAGCGGAACCAAAUGGGUCCACGUCAGCUGUGCCCUGUGGAUCCCUGAGGUGAGCAUUGGCAACCCAGAGAAGAUGGAGCCUAUAACCAACAUGUCCCAGAUCCCCAGUAACAGAUGGGCUCUAACCUGCUGCCUCUGCAAAGAUGUCACAGGGGCCUGUAUACAGUGUUCAGCCAAGAGCUGUCGGACAGCGUUCCACGUGAGCUGUGCCCUGCAGAGCAGUCUGGAGAUGAACACCAUCCUCACGGAGCAAGACGAGGUCAAGUUCAAAGCCUUCUGCCCUGAGCACUCUGGUCUGGAGGGUGGCGAGGAGGAGCCGGAGGGGGACCGGCACAAGAAGGGGAAGAGGAGAGGAAGAGUCCGAGGCGAUGAAGUUGCACCCCUCCACACACCAACCACCUCACCUGGCCCUGUCCCCGACUCCCAGGGGCAGAGCAGAAUGAAUCAGGAUGUGAACCUCCGUCAGGUCAAACUACAGCAGCUGGAAGAGGAGUUCUACCAGUUUGUUGACGUCACAGAAGUAGCCAAUCACCUACAGUAUUCCCCGGAGACUGUGGACUUUCUGUACCAGUACUGGAAGUUGAAACGCCGAGCCAAUCACAACCAGCCACUCCUCACACCCCAGAAGGAGGAGGAGGACAGCCUGGCGAGACGGGAGCAUGACGUCCUCCUGCGCCGCCUGCAGCUAUUCACUCACCUCCGGCAGGAUCUGGAGAGGGUGCGUAACCUGACUUACAUGGUGACACGGAGAGAGAAGAUUAAGAGGACCCUGUGGCGUGUCCAAGAACAGAUCUUCACACGCCAUGUUCUCCUGCUCGACCAGGAGAUGAUCACGGGUGUGUCUUCAACAGGCUGUCUGAAUGAUAGCGUGUCUCUCAGCUUGGUGUCCUCUCCAGGGACUGUGUGGGGUUUUAGUGGCCUGAAGACCAGGAAGAGAGACCGGGGGAGAGGGGGGCACCGGAGAGGAGUUCUACAUCUACCACAUUACCUAAAUGAGGGGGCAACACAAACCAAGCUGAAAGCAGAGUCCAGUGAUACAGAUAGACACACCAAACUGAAAACCAAGUCCAGGGAGAAAGACAGACACCCCAAAGUAAAAACGGAGGCCAAGGAGAAAGAAAGACACAACAAAAUGAAUACCGACAGAGAUGGGGACAGCAGUACCAGACUAGUGGCCAACGAGGGGGAGGGUCUUACCCAACCAGGGUCUGGUGCAGAAGUGGGUCGUACCCGACUAGGGGGCAUCGAAGGAGAGGUCCGUACCCGACUAGGGGCCAGCGAGGGAGAGGGCUGUACCCAACUAGGUGUUAAAGAGGGAGAGGGCCUAAUCAGAUUAGGGAAUAGCGAGGGAGAGGGUCGUACCCGACUAGGGGCCAGCGAGGGAGAGGGCUGUACCCAACUAGGGCUCGGAGAGGGUCAUACCCGACUAGGUGUUAAAGAGGGAGAGGGCCUAAUCAGAUUAGGGAAUAGCGAGGGAGUGGGCCGUACCCGACUAGGGGCCAGCGAGGGAGAGGGCCGUACCCGACUAGGGGCCAGCGAGGGAGAGGGCCGUACCCGACUAGGGGCCAGCGAGGGAGAGGGCCGUACCCGACUAGGGGCCAGCGAGGGAGAGGGCCGUACCCGACUAGGGGCCAGCGAGGGAGAGGGCCGUACCCGACUAGGGGCCAGCGAGGGAGAGGGCCGUACCCGACUAGGGGCCAGCGAGGGAGAGGGCCGUACCCGACUAGGGUUUAAAGAGGCACAGAGCCGUACCCGACUAGGGUUUAAAGAGGCACAGAGCCGUACCCGACUAGGGGCCAGCGAGGGAGAGGGCCGUACCCGACUAGGGUUUAAAGAGGCAGAGGGCCGUACCCGACUAGGGGCCAGCGAGGGAGAGGGCCGUACCCGACUAGGGGUUAAAGAGGGAGAGGUCCGUACCCGACUAGGGAAUAGUGAGGGAGAGGGUCGUACCCGACGAGGGGCCAGCGAGGGAGAGGCCCGUACCCGACUAGGGGCCAGCGAGGGAGAGGCCCGUACCCGACGAGGGGUUAAAGAGGGAGAGGUCCGUACCCAACUGGGGGCCAGUGAGGGAGAGGGUCGUACCCGACUAGGGGCCAGCGAAGGAGUGGGCCAUACCCGACUAGGGGCCAGCGAGGGAGAGGGCCGUACCCGACUAGGGGGUAGGAGGAGCCUUAGGGAGCCAGGACCAGGCAGCACGUUCCCUGACCCUGGGCAGCCAGAAAACCGAACAGGAAUUGAGGAGAAGCCGGGAACCGAGGUCAAGAAAAUGAGGGACAGGGGGAGUGGAGUGGAGUGCUCUUCUGUUAAAACCAAAAAUAGACUCAAAUUCAGGAAAAGUGAGAAAGCAGCCAAUAUGGUUCGAGUUACUGAUCAUGUGACCAGUGCUACGAUUAAGGUUAGUGAUCGUGUGACAAGUGCUAGGGUUAAGGUUAGUAAUCAUGUGACCAGUACUACAGUUAAGGUUACUGAGGUGACUGAUGCUAUAGCUAAGGUUAGUGAUCAUGUGACUGAGGCCAGGGCUAAGGUUAGUAAUCAUGUGACUGAUGCCAUAGCUAAGGUUAGUGAUCAUGUGACUGAGGCCAGGGCUAAGGUUAGUGAUCAUGUGACUGAUGCUAGGGUUAAGGUCAGUGAUCAUGUGACUGAUGCUAGGGUUAAGGCUAUUGAUCAUGUGACUGGAGGUAAACCAACCAACAGAAUGAGUGAAGCUAGAGUUAGGUUAACACGGGUCAAGGUUCAUAAUGUGAGCGAUGCCAGGGUGAGGUUAACAAGGGUGAAGGUCAGUGACCAUCUGACUGAAGUGAAGGAUAGGAAGGAGAGGCCCAGCAGCAAAGAUGACAGCCAGUCAGCCCCCGGAGACACUCCUGUCUCCAUGACAACCAAACCCAACGGCUGGCUGUCCAGUGGUCCCACUGUCAGCCAUCUUAAAAACUGGGGUAAGUUCCGAAUACCCAAGAGAAAAGAGAGCCAUAAGGAGGAGUCCUCUCACCCGUACGGCCCGCCCCGCAAGCCCCCUAACGCCCCGAACCGCAGGCCACUGCACAAGACUCCACCCAACACCAGUGAGCCAUCUUAUCCCAGAACACGACUCCGCACCGGGACAGAGACUGAUGGGUACAUUUCCCCUAAGUCUAAAGCUCUGCCCACUGGGCCAGGCAUGGAGGUGUGUCUGAAGAGAUGCCACACCCACAAGCUGAGUGACGGGGCCUACGGCUCUGACAUCAUCCACCAGGGGGUUCUAGCCUCCUGAUGGCAUCGUAAUGGUGUCAUCCUCAGAUACCCACUUGAAACCAGCGGCACCAUGUUUAUAGAGAACUAAGCUAGUCGUUGGUUGCUUUUUGUAUUUUAUUUUUUCAUAAUCAAUGAGAUGCCUAAAUUUAUAGAACUGAUAUCUUAUUUAUUUUUUAUUUGAUUUGUAAAGUUGUAUAUAUUUCCAAUUCUGUUGAACAACUUUUUGUUCUGUUCCUAAGGUGUUAUUUUUCAGUGAAUGAGAAUGUAUUAUGACCACUAUCUCUAGAGAUGCUGGAAGCCUCAACAAAAUCACUCCUGAUUGGUUGUUGUUGCAGCAUAAGCCAUGAAUUAAAUUUGUUGUUUGGAUAUUA